UGGUUGCCAGUCACCUGUUGCUUCUCUCUGGGACCACCAUCCAUCCAAGAUGUGGGCAAAGACAAUUACAGGAAAUUUUGCCAAUGUGAUUCACGGUUUGAAUGUGAACCAUUUGACAGACCAAGUCAUUCAGCGAAGCAAGCGGAUGAUUCUGGAUACCCUUGGAGUUGGACUUCUGGGUACCAGCACCGAGAUCUGCCACAAAGUGAUGCAGUACAGCAAAAUCUACAGCUCAGAUACAUCCAGCACUAUCUGGGGUCACUUGGAUUUCCGACUUCCUCCUCUAUAUGCAGCUUUUGUGAAUGGAGUGGCUGUGCACUCAAUGGAUUUUGAUGACACAUGGCAUCCAGCCACACACCCGUCCGGGGCUGUGCUGCCCUCCGUGAUUGCCCUCUCAGAGGCCUUUUCCCAGAAGAAAAAGAUCUCUGGGCUCGAUCUGCUCUUAGCUUUCAACGUGGGAAUUGAAGUGCAAGGCAGGUUGCUACGCUUUUCCAGCGAAGCCAGGAACAUCCCAAAAAGGUUUCACCCUCCAACUGUGGUUGGUACAAUGGGGAGUGCAGCAGCCUGUGCUAAACUGCUAGCUCUGGACCAGCUGAAAUGCAAAAACGCCUUGGCUGUAGCUGCCUCCUAUGCAGGUGCCCCACUGGCCAACGCCGCCACCCAAACGAAGCCCCUCCACGUGGGCAACGCGGCCAAACACGGGCUGGAGGCAGCUUGCUUGGCAUCCCUGGGUGUUCAAGGAAACAGGCAGAUCUUGGACAUGGAGUCAGGGAUGGGGGCCUUUUAUUCCGAUUACAACCCACAGAGCCUGCCGACCUUGCAGUCGUAUCCCUGGCUGUUGGACCAACAGGACGUUGCCAUCAAGCGCUUCCCCGCUCACCUUGGAACACACUGGGUGGCCGAUGCCGCCUCUUUGGUCAGGAGGAAGCUCGUGGGGCACGGGAACAACCUGCUCCCUCUUGACCAAAUUGAGAAGGUCGUCGUCAAGGUCCCAGAGGUCAGGUACGUGAACAGGCCCGCCCCUACCUCGGAGCACGAAGCUCGACACUCCUUCCAGUUCGUCGCUUGCUCUGCUUUGCUGGACGGCUGCAUGUCCGUCGAGUCCUUUGCCAGCGAGCACAUCCACAGAGCAGCCCUGCGGGAGCUCCUCCGCAAAACGCGCCUCGAGCACCCGGCCGACAACGAGCCCAGCUUCGAGGACCUCUACUGCGAGGUGAGCGUCACGCUCGAGGACGGCUGCGCCUUCAGCGGCCGCUGCGACACCUUCUACGGGCACUGGAGGAAACCUCUGAGGAAAGAGGACUUGGAGAAAAAAUUCCAGUCCAAUGCCUCCCAAGUCCUCUCUGCGGAAGCCGUGGAAGGCAUUAUAGAAACAGUAUAUAAUCUGGAAAAAGUGGAGGACUGCUCUGUAUUAAGCACAUUUUUAUCGGGGCAGUCAGCUAGAGCACUUUCAGAGAAACUGCACUUGCUUUGAACAAUAUUCCAUCACU
Messenger RNA from Tinamus guttatus (white-throated tinamou), 1490 nucleotides. It is a transcript of the gene ACOD1, whose product is annotated as aconitate decarboxylase 1. Gene Ontology annotation, biological process: defense response. Gene Ontology annotation, molecular function: aconitate decarboxylase activity. Gene Ontology annotation, cellular component: mitochondrion. The record is from RefSeq and is a predicted model, not a curated record. Lineage: Eukaryota; Metazoa; Chordata; Aves; Tinamiformes; Tinamidae.